AUGGUCGACACGAGGGCUCGCCUGCAAGUGUUUGCCGCGCAUGAACCCAGCACGUCCCGCUCCUCCCUGCUGCAGAACAGCCUGCUCUGGCGGCUCUUAAAAGCGGACAUGAACUGCCCUCUGAAGGACAUGGUCCGCAUGCUGGUGGAGCUCAUCGGUGAGAAGGGGCCGGCCAGUGACGAUGACAUGGACAUGGAUGGAGACACUGAUGCAGCCAAGGUUGUCAAGUCAGCAGAGCACAGGGCCAUGGGGCCGACAGAGUGUGCCGCAAUGGCACGCCUGCUCCUCAACCUCAUCCUGGAGCUCUUCGGGACUGCAGAGGAUGCGUCGCUAUUCAACUCGAGGUCACCGACCCGCGUUGUGUCGACGGGGCGCUUCAGCAACUACCGCGCUGAGCUGGACGGCCUGCUGCUGCCGCUGCUGACUGGGUCCACCACCGUGCUGCCCAGCCUGCCCCAGAAGGCCCAAUUCCUUGCCGCCCUCCACGCGUGCGACCGCCUGCGACUCCUCGGCAUGGUGGUGGCAAAGAAGCGGGUGAAGCGCAAUGGGGACGACUACGUGUUGCUGGACGGGGCGCUGUGGCAGGCAGAGCACGCGUCGUGCGAGGCGGAGCAAUUCAUCGACUUUGGCGCGGCGGACGCGCUGCAGUAUCUGGCGGACGAGAUGGCCAAGUCGGAGGACCUGGCGCAGAAGGUGCUGUGCUUGCGCGAUGGCGCUCCCUCCUCCGACGGCCUCGCCCUCCUCGUCUCCAGCCUCCUCGGCGCCGGCGCUGCUCUGCUGCCCUCAGGGCCAGAGAGGGAGCAGGACCUUGCUCGACUGGGUGCGGUGGCCGACGAUUUGACCGGCCGCCUCUUGGAGCGCCACAAGAAGGGGGCAAGUGGAACGCUGGCGCAGGAGUCCCUUGCGGCGCUGGCUGCUGCAAACGCCAGCCUCACAGCGCUCCAGUCAGCAUCUUGAAUUGCUUGGUUAUUUUGUGUAGAAUUUGUGUACUAGAACGAGAUGUUGGCAGCGUAGCCUUGAAAAUGAGCUCCCCGGACAAGAUAGCCAGCCCCAUAUGCUAGGUUGACGUACUGGGCCUGUAAUAAUGUGCUACUCUGU
This is a messenger RNA of Coccomyxa subellipsoidea C-169, 1098 nucleotides long. RefSeq lists its product as hypothetical. The coding region runs from base 1 to 957 and encodes 318 amino acids. The transcript has 5 exons. The record is from RefSeq and is a predicted model, not a curated record. NCBI's taxonomy places the organism in Eukaryota, Viridiplantae, Chlorophyta, Trebouxiophyceae, Coccomyxaceae.